AUGAGUGAUACAGAGGAUCACCCUGAACGCGAGGAUCACACCGAGCAUCAGGGUCACUCUGAACGUGACACCGAGGAGACCCAACAUAUCAACUUCGAAUGGACCCCUGAACUUGUGAAGAUUGGAACAUCCCGUGGCACGAUACACCCGUCGAUUGGUCCUAUCCCCCACCCCAACGGCUUUGCAGAUUGCAAUUACCGACCUGGCAUGACCCUACCAGACCCUUCUGAUACGCAAGAGUGUCUUAGAUGGGUUGGACUAGCUGAUAAAAAAGUUAUUGAGCUGGAACAAAAGUUCAAUGAACUGUAUCCAGACUUUCAAGCACCAAGGUGUGGAUAUGACAAUGAUGUUUCUUGCAAGGGCAUCAGUCACAUUACCUUCCCUCUGAUUGAAAAAAUGGUGGAUUUGUUCAUUCAAGAAACGUACAAUGACAAAGAAGCGGUUGAACAUACUCAUAAAAUAGAGGCUUAUAUAGAGAAGGGAAUCCAGCUAGGGCUCCAGCCAGGGCUCCAGCCAGAAUUUGCGAUAUUCUGUGGACUACAUAAGGAUGAUCCCCGAGCUAUUGCCAAACCCGAUCUAUUUGAGGAAUUGUGGUUUAUUAUCAAGAGCCCAGCGGACCUCAUCGAAGAUACAAUCAUCCCGUUUUGGAUGUACCUCAAGGAAUUCAUGGCCACGAAAUUGUUACACGACGGGAAGGCAUGGUCUGGUUAUGGAAGAUGGGUUGUCCGUGAAGGUGAAACCAUAGACCAAGCAAAAGCGAGGGUGGAUGAUCGAGAGCGCCAGAGGCUAAAAGAGCAAGCGAUAAAGGAACACGAAGCAAGGCUAGAACGGCAGCAAGAAGACAGACUGGAGGCGGAGAUGUUACAGCAACAAAGCAUAGACCAAACGGCCCAGUAG
Penicillium griseofulvum is the source of this 897-nucleotide messenger RNA. RefSeq lists its product as uncharacterized. The transcript is spliced from 2 exons. Bases 1 to 897 code for a protein of 298 amino acids. Lineage: Eukaryota; Fungi; Ascomycota; Eurotiomycetes; Eurotiales; Aspergillaceae. The record is from RefSeq and is a predicted model, not a curated record.